UGUCGCCCUAUAAUUGCUUCGUUCACUGCACUCCACUUUCCUUACCUCGUUCGUCUGCCUGCUUCCAUCCAUCUCUUCUUCCUCUUCCUCUUUUGUGUUCCUCCUAACAAAUUCUCGCAUUCCUUCUAGAUCUCCUGGUUAGCUUUUUCUCGCUUCUCGUUCAAGAGAUGAAGAAAAUUGUACUGAAGUUGGAUAUCACUGACGUGAAAGAGAAGCAUAAAGCCAUGAAGGUCGUCUCCACCCUUUCAGGAAUUGAUUCAAUCGGAAUCGAUAUGAAAGAAAAGAAAAUGAUAGUGAUCGGAUCAGUCGAUCCUGUAAGCGUUGUGAUGAAGCUUAGAAAAUCAUGGCACACUAACGUCGUCUCAAUUGGGCCUGCAAAGGAGGAGAAGAAAGAAGAGCCAAAGAAAGAAGAACCAAAGAAGGAGGAACCAAAGAAGGAGGAAGCAAAGAAGGAAGAAGCAAAAGAAGAGAAGAAAGAAGAAAAGAAGGAAGAGGGGAAGAAGGAGGAGACCAAGGAGGAGGUCAAAAAGGAGGAGGCCAAAAAGGAGGAGGCAAAGAAAGAGGAGGCUAAGAAAGAGCCCCACCAACAAAUGGCAACAGAGCCUGUGAAUCCAUACAAAAUAUAUUACUAUCCUCCCACAAGCUACUAUCCUCCCACAAACUACUAUCCCCACACCGCCUACAACAAUCCUUACAAUACCUCAAAUUAUUACUAUGCCCCCAGUGCUCAAGAGAAUCCAAACUCUUGCAGCAUCAUGUGAUCAUUAGUGACGGAACAUGGUCUUAUGCGGUAAUAAUGGGAUAAUAAGUGAGAUUUUGACACUGUAUAUACUGCUGUAAUCUAAACGUCGCAGCAUAUAAGCAGAACUCAGUUGAACUUUCGCAUAAUAAAGAUUUGAGUAUAUUUUAUUGUGGGUA
Molecule: messenger RNA, 918 nt
Organism: Zingiber officinale
Lineage: Eukaryota; Viridiplantae; Streptophyta; Magnoliopsida; Zingiberales; Zingiberaceae
Product: heavy metal-associated isoprenylated plant protein 39-like
Exons: 3
Coding region: 168-761 (197 amino acids)
Molecular function (GO): metal ion binding
Source: RefSeq, a predicted model, not a curated record